This is a messenger RNA of Ostrinia furnacalis (Asian corn borer), 3239 nucleotides long. RefSeq lists its product as uncharacterized. The transcript has 12 exons. Gene Ontology annotation, biological process: regulation of DNA-templated transcription. The coding region runs from base 62 to 3223 and encodes 1053 amino acids. Lineage: Eukaryota; Metazoa; Arthropoda; Insecta; Lepidoptera; Crambidae. Gene Ontology annotation, molecular function: zinc ion binding; RNA polymerase II cis-regulatory region sequence-specific DNA binding; DNA-binding transcription factor activity, RNA polymerase II-specific. Gene Ontology annotation, cellular component: nucleus. The record is from RefSeq and is a predicted model, not a curated record.
UGGCGGAAAAGCGGCAAAUGGUAUUCGUCAUUAGAAAAUUUUACCAUGAAAAAAAGUGAAAAUGGAUCGAAUUAUAAAUUCUAACACAGAAAAGCAGACAAUUUAUGAGAUAUAUCGAGCAUGUCGUCUUUGCGGUGCCGGGGCUGGCUACAAAAUGCCGAUAAUUCAAAAUGUUGUGGAUUUGGAUGCUAGUGGUAUUGAAUUGACUCAGAAAAUACGGGAUUGCGUGCAAAUUGAGGUGCACCCAGAUGACAAGAUGCCUCCGCUAAUCUGUGAACUCUGCGUAGACAAAGUAAACGAUUUCUACGAGUUUGUCGAGCUCUGCCAACGCACAAAUAAACGCACGCGGAUGAGGCUAGGCUUGCCACCGCAGAAUCCAUCACGAGUACCGAGUUCCGACGCAUCUUCAAACUCAGGCGACUGUAUCUUAGGAGUGACGGAGCCGGUGUACCAGAAUGAUGACUCAGACGAACCGCUGGCACCUGUCACGAGGCGGAGCAAGCAGCCUGAGGUUAAAAAAGUCAAGAAGGUGGUAUCCUCGAAGCAGAAGAGGCCUCCGACGCCGCCGCGAAGCUCGCGGGCCAAAGGCUCCAGCGAGGACACAAUCUCACUUAGCAGUCUCAAGCAGCAACAAGCAAAAAAGUCUUCAGUGAAAGUGGAAACGCCUCAACCAAAGUCAAUACUGAAGAAAAGUAAAGAGAGAGAAAUUGAAAAGCCUAAAGUCAAGGUGAAGAGAGAAGAUACUCCGCCGCCUGUGAGGUCAAAAAGGUCGCGCGAGGCUGCGAAACCAGAAGUGCCACAGAAAAAAGUCAAGUUGUCAGUGCCAGUCAAGCCACCAGAGUUCGCUUGUGUUGUGUGCGCGAUGUCUCUACGCAGCAGUCAGGCGCUCACAAGUCAUGUGAGAUGUCACACUGUCCAGUACACAAACCCCGAGCUAGCAUGUAACGCGUGCUCCGAAUGGUUCAGCUCGCCGGAAGAAACUCUCAACCAUCACACGCAACACCGCGUCAAACACCGGCCCUACCGCUGCCGCCGCUGCCGGGGCCGGUACAGCAGCGCGCAGAGAUAUACAGAACACAUCGCAACCUCCAAGUGUGUGCCCUGGCCAGAGGUUCCGGACAAGAAGUGCCCGUCUUGCUGGCGACUGUUCCCCACGAGCAACUUGCUACGGCUCCACCAUUGUGGCGGCGAGGACAACAGGCCUGGCGGUAAAUGUAGCAACUGCAAGCGUGUGUACAGUCUUCUAAAGAAUCAAAAGAAACACGAGGCCAUUUGCAUGUCUAAAAAGAAAGGCUCAAGUGAAAUAAAGGUUGACCCGGACGUCAAGGCGAGAAUCAAACCGGUGCAAGUGCGGAUAUCCCGAUGCGACGGUCUUCUGGAAACGCAAAACGACGUGUCUCGCGUACCUAAGAACUACGGCCUCGACAGGCGCUGUGUCUACCCCUACCUGUCAACUGUCAAGUCCCAACUGUGUCUUGACAGUAUGGUCAGCAUUAAGACUGAACUGGACGAUAUAGAAGACGAGGAAUUUAUUCACUGGGAUAGCAGUUCUGACAGCGAAGGAAAAACUACAGUGGAUUCAUUAACAACAUUAUCUUUGAAGAAGAUAUUUUCUAAAAAAUGUCUUGGGAAAGUCGCUAGGAAGCGCAGAAAGGUGAAGUUAGAGUUUGAAGGCACUAUGAAGAGAGAUAUAGAAAAUAUUAUUAAUAAUUUCGAUAACGAAGACAGUUGGGAUAACGGCAAUAAUGGGUCUGAUGAAGAAUCCUUGUUGACUAAUUACGUGCCGUUUGAUGAAACGGUUUCUAAUAUGAAAGCAGAUGUAGAGGAUUCUAAUGAUAGUCAGUCGAUUUUAGACCUUAACGCGGGGGCUAAAAACGAUGAAAAUAGCAAAACAGAGGCAAGUGAUACAGUGGGAGUAGAUAAGAAUAGUGACGAAAGUGGAAUAGAAACUGAUGAAAAUAUUAAUAAAGAAGGUUUGAACAGUAGAGAAAGACUAGACAAGGACAGCGAAGAAAGUGCGAGAAAGACAGAAGAUAAAACUAACGAGGAUGUUAGUACAGAAGAUGGUUUAAGUAAUAGAGUGAGUGAUAAGGACAGUGAAUGUGGGACAGAGACGGCUGAUAAAGUCAAUUCUGAAUUAGAAAAUUCAGAGAAGGAUGUUACCGAAAUCUCUAGAGUAAGUGUUAUUCGUGAAAAUAAUGACAGUAGAAGUAAUGAUGUAGAUACAGAUAGUACAGGAAUAAGCAAUGACAAUGAUGCAAAAACAGAAAACAAUACUGAGGUCUCUAAUGACGAUAGUAGAGAAAGCAAUAAUGAUAAGUCUAAUAAUGAUAAUAGAACAGAACCUAUUGCGGAUUUUAACCAUGUAGAUAGCGUUGAAAAUAAGCCUGAAGAACGUACAAAUACUGAUAAUGUUGAUUUGGAUAACGAAAACAGUAAUAAUGACUGUAAAGACGUUAUUAAUAAUAGAAAUAAUAGCUCUACUGUAGAUACUAAGAAUGAUAAUAGCAUGGAAGAUGAUACUAAUGAUUCUACUCUAAAUAAUGAUAGUGGAAAUACAAAUAAUGAUCAAGAAAAUACAAAUGAUUAUGAAAAUACAAAUAAUGACAAUGAAAAUACAAAUAAUGAUCAUGAAAACACAAAUAAUGACCAUGAAAAUACAAAUAAUGCUCAUGAAAACACAAUUAAUGAUCAUGAAAACACAAUUAAUGAUCAUGAAAACACAAAUAAUGAUAAUGAAAGAAUUAGCGACACAAUUUCGGCGAAAACGACGAAUGGGGAAGUCGAAGAAAAAUCAGAUAAACUUAGUUUUGGUGAUAUGAAUGACAUUAGUGAUACAGAAGUAGAUGAUAAAAAGCUCAUGGAUGAUUUAAACGAACAUAUCGGUGAAGAUAACAAAAACAAUGAUGAAUCCAAUGAAAAUAAUGAUUUCGAAUCACAAAACCAAAAUGGUGCUAAUAAUGAUGUCACAAAUGCCUGUGAGGACAGAGAAAAUUUAACAGAUCAUGAAAGAGCAAUCAAUGAUUUGAUUUCUGAAAAUAAUGAAAAGUCAAAUUACAAUCAUGUUGCUGACAGUAACGAUAAAGUUGCUGAGAAUAAUGAUGUUAAUGAUUAUGAAGCGGAUAAGAUUUCUUUGGAAGACCUCUUGCCGCCGAAGUCCGAUGCGAAAUCGAUGGAUUUAGAUAGCAUAUCGGAUGACGAAUUUGAUUUUGAUGCGUGUUAACCUAUCGCAGAAAAAA